AGCCGUCGGAGCCGCCGCUGUGGUUGCGCGCCGGCCGCGGUCGGAGGCGAGUCAGGACCGCGGACAGCGCCCCCACCCCCCGCGCCGCCCCGCGCCCACCAUGACGGCGGAGACCCACCUGCAGGGCGUGGAGAUCUCGGCCGCCCAGUUCUUCGAGAUCUGGCACCACUACGACUCCGACGGCAAUGGGUUCAUGGACGGGAAAGAGCUACAAAACUUCAUCCAGGAGCUGCAGCAGGCACGGAAGAAGGCAGGCUUGGAUUUAACUCCUGAAAUGAAAGCUUUUGUGGACCAAUAUGGGAAAUCUACUGAUGGAAAAAUAGGUAUAGUUGAGCUUGCUCAGGUAUUGCCAACGGAAGAAAAUUUCCUGUUGUUCUUCAGAUGCCAGCAGCUAAAGUCAAGUGAAGAUUUCAUGCAGACAUGGAGGAAAUAUGACAGUGACCACAGUGGCUUCAUUGAUUCUGAGGAACUUAAGAGCUUCUUGAAAGAUUUAUUACAGAAAGCAAAUAAGCAGAUUGAAGACUCAAAGCUAACAGAAUACACAGAAAUAAUGCUCAGGAUGUUUGAUGCAAACAAUGAUGGAAAGUUGGAGCUUACUGAACUGGCCAGACUGCUCCCUGUACAGGAAAAUUUUCUUAUUAAAUUUCAGGGUGUCAAAAUGUGUGCAAAAGAAUUCAAUAAUGCCUUUGAGAUGUAUGAUCAAGAUGGCAAUGGCUAUAUAGAUGAAAAUGAACUUGAUGCCCUACUGAAGGAUCUCUGUGAAAAGAACAAAAAGGAACUAGACAUUACCAACCUUGCAACAUACAAGAAAAGCAUCAUGGCCUUGUCUGAUGGAGGAAAGCUUUACCGAGCAGAACUGGCUCUUAUUCUCUGUGCUGAGGAAAACUAGAGCUCUUCUAUCAUGUCCACUUAACUAGUGAUGUACUCUACACAAUAACUGUGCACUAUAAGGGAGUAGGCUGUAUUUUUAAACUGCAUAUAGAAAAUUAGCCAGGAUGUGUGGCACAUUCCUUUCAGUUUGUUUCUAUACUGUUUGUAAUGUACAGUUUUUGUAACAAUAAGAUUGAUAAAGAGAAUGUCAGUGUUUGGGCCAGUCUGUAUAUUCAAAAAGAAACUAAAUAUGUGAGGGUUGGUUUUGGUUGGGUUUUUGCUUUCAUAAACACAGCUGGAGAAAAAUUAAACCUGCUGACAUUGUUGUGGUCAUCAUAUCCUUUGACACUUGCAACAUUUCUUGUUAAACUACAUGACAAAAAGAUCAACACAUAAACACGAACUUUCCCAAAACAAAUACAUGUGGGGUUUUUAAAUAUGAAACAUGAAUUCAGAUUAAAUAUGAUCUAGGUCUGAAAUAGGAAAGAGACAUUGGCAUGUCUGAUUUCAAAAAUUUAGUAAGGCACUAAGAAAUAUUUUGAGUUGUUAAACCUCCCACUGUCUGUACUCUCUGCAGUCUUACAAAUACUCUUCUCAUUGCGAAUUCAUAGCAUAUAGACAAAGCAUUUAUCUGGAAUAGAUCUCCAUGCAGUAGUUGAUAAAAAUAUAGUGUUCUCAAUCUAGCUGUUUUACUGAAUUUAAACAUAGGCACUUCAGAAAUAAAUGCCUUUAAUCUGUCUUGAAAUCCUGGCUAAAUGACAGGUAGUAUAGUUAAUACACAGAUUAACAUAUGAUAUUAUAAGUGUACCUUUCAUGACUAUUGCUGUGUCAGAGAAUAUGACAAUCCAUUUUCUAAACUAUUUUCACAUUUUGCAGGUUAUAAUUAUUCUAGUAAAUUGCUGUUUUUACAUCAUAUUCUGUGUAAUCUAUAAUUAAAUUUAAUAUCCUAAGAUUA
Messenger RNA from Camarhynchus parvulus, 1825 nucleotides. RefSeq names its product calbindin 1 (gene CALB1). NCBI's taxonomy places the organism in Eukaryota, Metazoa, Chordata, Aves, Passeriformes, Thraupidae. The transcript is spliced from 11 exons. The coding region runs from base 101 to 889 and encodes 262 amino acids. Gene Ontology annotation, cellular component: nucleus; dendritic spine; terminal bouton. Gene Ontology annotation, molecular function: calcium ion binding. The record is from RefSeq and is a predicted model, not a curated record. Gene Ontology annotation, biological process: regulation of long-term synaptic potentiation; regulation of presynaptic cytosolic calcium ion concentration.